Durio zibethinus is the source of this 849-nucleotide messenger RNA. The record is from RefSeq and is a predicted model, not a curated record. NCBI's taxonomy places the organism in Eukaryota, Viridiplantae, Streptophyta, Magnoliopsida, Malvales, Malvaceae.
AUGGACAACCAAGAUGUUCUUGAAGAAUUACAAAGAGCUAGGAAUCUUGUUGUCAGCCCUGCUAAGGAGAUUGAUGUUGAAAGUGGAAAAUUGUUAGAAAUGGAAUUCAAGUUGGAUGAGGUUUCUGAAGCUCUUAGUAAAAUGAAGGCAGAACAAACAAGGCUACAUCAAGAAUAUAUUGAAGAACAGAGGAAGAGCAAGUUGGCUAGCCAAAAUAGUGAAAAGCUGCAUCAGGAAUUCGAGUCUUUGAGGAAUGAGCUUGAGAUGACAGUUGAAAGAUUGGAUAAGCAAGAGGCUCAACAUGACCAAGAGCUAAAAAAUCUAAUGCUUCGAGAGGAUAAGUUGAAAGCUCAAAGCUCAAUGAACAGUGACUAUGCACUGAUUGUUCAGCUUGAUGAUUUGAAAAAAGAGUUGGAUGAAAAGGACUUUUGGAGUUCUCAAACCAAGAUUGAAAUUAAAAGGAUGGGAGAGGUUGAUCCCAGACCUUUUAAAGAUGCAUGCAUGAGGAAGUUCUCUGGAGAUUGGGAGCUGAACUCCACUGAAUUAUGCUCGUUAUGGCAGAGCCUUGAAACUAUCUACUGUGAAGACAUUAUGUUGAAGGAAUUGAGAAGUGAGUGGGGUGAUGAGGUUUGCAAGGCUGUAUCGAAUGCAUUGCUGGAAAUGAAUGACUACAAUGGAAGUGGGAGAUACAUAGUUCUCGAGCUUGGGAACUUCAAAGAGGGAAGAAAAGCCAGCCUGAAAGAGGCAGUUGAGUGCAUCAUCCAGGAAUUAAAGACCCAAAAAUCUCAUAAACAAGGUGACAUAGCCAUCUGUGCUUGGCCUUUAGUAUUUCACAAUUGCUACUUCUGA